AUCACGUUCCACACUCAUCAUCUGCCAUCUAAGACAUCUGCGGUUUAUCUAUUUUUUUUAAAUUUCUUUCGAUUUUUAGGCUAUAACGAUUUACCACACCUGACAUAUUUUCCCUGGCGUUUGCCGUGAUGCUCUAUAGCCUAGAUUUAAUUCACGACUAAAAGAAUGGCAUGAAUUAAAUGUGCUUUUCUAUAGUUCUACUCAGACGCGCAUCACGUGUUUCGGUUCAAUUCUCAGCCAGCGGUUUCCAUGAACUGAACUAUAGGCUUCAAUGCUCAGAUUGCUCCAGUUCUCCGGGUAUGUGGUCGCUUGUCAAAGCCGGACUGAAAUCCACAACCAAAAAAUGAAAAUUCUGAGAAAUUGAUUGAGGUGAUUAUUGAAGAUAGCGAUAUUUCGAUUGGACAAGAAAGCAUAUGGAAAACUGGAACCAGGGGUUCGGGCAGGGGUUCUGCUACGAAGAAGUUUCAGAGUGGAUGUAACAUCGACACGUGAAAGCUCUGCAGCCUCAUAGGCUUCUUCAGUUCAGAAAAAAAGUACUUGGGUGUGAGUUGAACCAAUGACGAAAGAUUACAACAGAGAAACUCCUUCCCCUGAAGACACCAUUAUCUUCCUUAGAAAGAUGGAGGUUCCAUCUAAAGGGAGGUGGACCCCAGACGACGUCUCCUCUACCCCAUCAUCUUCAGGGAUGCAGAGGUCCAGUUGCUCCAGUCUGAAGAUGUUCCUGGCUGCCCUGUCCUUUGCCUACUUCUCUAAAGCCUUGUCUGGGAGUUACAUGAAAAGUACGAUAACCCAGCUGGAGAGGAGAUUUGAUAUCCCAAGUUAUUUGAUAGGUGUUAUCGACGGGAGCUUUGAAAUAGGUAACCUAUUGGUGAUAGCCUUUGUGAGUUAUUUUGGUGCCAAGCUUCACCGACCUAAGAUCAUAGCGAUCGGAUGUGUCCUGAUGUCGUUUGGGACGUUCCUCAUCGCCAUGCCUCAUUUUAUUUUAGGACGCUAUAAGUUCCAAUCGUCAGUUAGAGCGUCCAUGAAUUCAACCACUACCUUCGGUCCAUGUCCAGCAAGCUCAGCUGAGUCCACACAGGCAGGUGACAAGGCCUCUAUACUGCCGUAUGUAGGCUGUGAGCAAGAGUCCAGUGUGUCUAUGUGGAUCUAUGUGUUCCUGGGUAAUGUGUUAAGAGGGAUAGGAGAGACUCCUGUACAUCCGCUGGGAAUCUCCUAUAUAGACGACUACGCCACAUCUGAGAAUGCAGCCCUUUACAUUAGCUGUGUCCAGACCAUAUCAAUCAUAGGUCCUGUCUUUGGCUACUUACUAGGAUCCUUGUGUGCCAAGAUAUACGUUGACAUAGGAUACGUGAACAUGGAGACUAUCACCAUCACCCCAGGCGAUGCCCGCUGGGUCGGGGCGUGGUGGCUAGGGUACCUCAUAGCCGGGGCUAUCACCCUCAUGUCUGCCGUACCCUUCUGGUUCCUGCCCAAGUCGCUGCCCAUGCCCGUGGAUAAGCAACUUAAUGCCAACUGCACCCCAGAACAGACCCGGUUCAUCAAGGACUCUCCCUCAGCCAUGGAACAUAAGUUUAGACCAGAGGAACCGGCCAACUUCCAUCAAAUGGCUAAAGAAUUUGUUCCAACAUUGAAGAGCUUACUGGGAAGUCCAGUCUAUAUAACCUACCUCUGCGUGACCAUUAUUCAAUUCAACUCUCUCAUCGGCAUGGUAACCUACAAGCCCAAAUACAUUGAGCAACAUUACGGACAGUCAGCAUCAAAAGCCAACUUCCUAAUGGGCACGGUCAACAUCCCCGCAGUGGCUCUGGGGAUGUUCUCAGGGGGUGUGGUCAUGAAGAAGUUCAAGCUGGGCGUCAUGGCAGCUGCUAAGUUCUCCUUCGGGACCUCCCUGCUGGGGUACUUCCUGUCCCUCUUCUUCUUCGCCAUGGGCUGUGACAACGCCAAGGUGGCUGGGAUAACCAUGUCAUACACAGGGGUGGAGGGGUUGUCGUACCAGCAGCCAUCUCUGUUCUCUGAGUGUAACUCCGGUUGCCUGUGCUCCGGGAGUGACUGGGACCCUGUCUGUGGAGAGAACGGGAUCACGUAUGUGUCCCCCUGUUUGGCUGGCUGUACAUCCUCUACCGGAGCAGGCAGAAACACGGUGUUUGACCAGUGCAGGUGUGUGGCAGUGACAGGGGCAGGUUCUCAGCCCAGCAACCUGACUGCCUCCCUGGGUCACUGUCCAAUCAGAGACAGCUGUGACACAAUGUUCCCCUACUUCCUCUUCUUGUCUGUCAUCACUUCCUUCAUCAUCUCUCUGGGGGGAACGCCAGGCUUCAUGCUUCUCAUCAGGUGCAUUAAGCCUGAGUUUAAAUCCCUUGCUCUUGGAGUCCACACGUUGGCCACCCGGACCCUGGCUGGCAUCCCUGCACCUAUCUACUUCGGAGCCGUCAUAGACACGACCUGUUUAAAGUGGGGAAUCACACAAUGUGGAGGAAGAGGAGCGUGCAGAAUCUACAACACAACAGCCUACAGGGUAGUAUACCUGGGUCUGACUAUGGGCCUGAGGACUGUCUCUUUCUUCCUGUGUAUACUGGGCUUCACUCUACUCAGGAGACACGUCAAGCAGGAAGAGAAAAUGGCACUGACCAAUGGGAAUGUAGAGAUGGAGGCCGAGUCUCUCAGGAAAGAGGAGAGCAACAGCUCUUUACACUGUGACCAGUUUGUAAGAGCGCUGGACUGUAACCCUGACAGGGAGACACGCCUUUGAUGGACCUCAAUAGCUCAACAUAGAUCGACUCCAAGACUGAAUGAAACUGGUGUCGUUGUAUCGUCCCUUUGCCUACAUAAAGCUAGUUGUGAUGUCCUCCAAGUGGGUUAACCCUGUCGGAGUAGACUGUGUUUAGCAAGUUCGCCAACAGUCUGAGAGGCCCAUGUUUGCACUGUCGCCGUUCACUACAACGGUAAUCAUUUUGACAGUACCAGUGUUAAUUAUUUUUGGGGUGAAUAUUCAGCAAAUAUUUUUGUGAAAGGAGUCAGUACCCUGCGCUGGUACUCCAUACCAUUGUGUAUCUGCUCCACUGACCCACUACAUGCCCCUAAAAUCUCCUUUUAAAGUAUUUUCCCACCCUGAAUACAAGUGAUUUAGCGAGGAGAGAAGAGCAUAAAGUCUAUUUGUACUGUACUCCUGUAGAUGAUGUGAAAUAAAUGGUUUAUUUUUGUUUAUACAAUAUCUAGUGAAAGUAUACACACCCCUUGCAGUAUUCACAUUUUGCUACAUUACAUUUUUUAUCUAAAAAUGGAUUACAUUAGAUAUUUUUCCUUCAGAUCUACUCAACUCCAUAUUUUCAAAAAGUGAAAGUUAUUUCAAAGAUUACACUGAGUUAAAGUUCAAAUAAGGAAAUUGAAAUUAAUUAAUUAGACCCUAAUUUAUGGAUUUCACAUGACUGGGAAUACAGAAAUUAAUCUAUUGGUUACAGAUACCUUUUAAAAAAAAGUAUGGGCAUGGAUCAGAAACGCAGUCAGUAUCUGGUGUGACAACCAUUUGCCUCGUGCAGCUCAACACAUCAUCUUCGCAUUGAGUUGAUCAUUCCCACUCCUCUUCAAUGGCUGUGCGAAGUUGCUGGAUAUUGGCGGGAAUCAGAGCAUCCCAAACAUGCUCAAUGGGUGACAUGUCUGUUGAGUAUGCAGGCCAUAGAAGAACUGAGCCAUUUUCAGCUUCCAGGAAUUGUGUACAGAUCCUUGCAACAUGGGACAAUGCAUUAUCAUGCUGAAACAUGAGGUGAUGGCGGCAGACAAAUGGCAAUGGGCCUCAGGAUGUUGUCACUAAAAUUGUGUUGUUUGUCCGUAGUUUAUGCCUGCCCAUACCAUAACCCCACCGCCACCAAUGGGCACUUUGUUCACAAUGUUGACAUCAGAAAACCGCUCACUCACACGAUGCCAUGCACGUGGUCUGCGGUUGUGAGGCCGGUUGCACAUACUGCCAAAUUCUCUAAAACAACUUUGGUGGCUUAUGGUAGAAAAAUUAACAUUCACCUCACCUCAUUCACCUCAAAAUUAACAUUCACCAGAAUUGACAUUCUGUUGGACAUUCCUUCAGAAAGCAUAUCAAUUGCGCGCUCCCUCAACUUGAGACAUCUGUGGCAUCUUGUUGUGUGACAAAACUGCACAUUUUAGAGUGGCCUUGUAUUGUCCCCAGCAUCUGUGUAUCAUGCUGUUUAAUCAGCGUAUUGAUAUACCACACCUGUCAGGUGGAUGGACUAUCUUGGCAAAGGAGAAAUGCUCACUACAAGGGCUGUAAACAAUUUUUUG
Salvelinus fontinalis (brook trout) is the source of this 4290-nucleotide messenger RNA. Its product is annotated as solute carrier organic anion transporter family member 1C1-like. Lineage: Eukaryota; Metazoa; Chordata; Actinopteri; Salmoniformes; Salmonidae. Gene Ontology annotation, cellular component: membrane. The record is from RefSeq and is a predicted model, not a curated record. Bases 557 to 2749 code for a protein of 730 amino acids. The transcript has 15 exons. Gene Ontology annotation, molecular function: protein binding. Gene Ontology annotation, biological process: sodium-independent organic anion transport; transmembrane transport.